Messenger RNA from Phaeoacremonium minimum UCRPA7, 645 nucleotides. Its product is annotated as putative glutathione s-transferase protein. The record is from RefSeq and is a predicted model, not a curated record. The transcript is spliced from 3 exons. NCBI's taxonomy places the organism in Eukaryota, Fungi, Ascomycota, Sordariomycetes, Togniniales, Togniniaceae. Bases 1 to 645 code for a protein of 214 amino acids.
AUGGUAGUCACCCGGUUGAACGACAACCCUGACUUCUUCCAGACUGAGUAUCCCGAUAUCAAACCUAAGGUCCAACCUCACCUCCCUCCAAAUGAGAAAGGCACCGAAUACACCAUCCCAACCGUCAAGCUCAGCGAUGGCACAUGGAUGAUGGACUCGUACAAGAUAGCCGCCGCCUUGGACAAACUCCACCCCAGUCCGCCACUGGACCUGCACUCCCCUUACCAAGCCAAGGUCGAGCAGAUUGGCGCCAAGAUCACCGCAAGCAUUGUCCCCUUAUGCUACAGCCGUGUGCCCGUCAAUGUACUCAACGAGGCGUCCGUAGACUACUGGUACACGACCCGUCGACAGAGACUCGGCAUGACCGUCCAGGAGUACGAGGAGAAGAACGGCGGCGAGGCGACUUACGCAGGGGCCGAGCCGUACAUAAAGCAGAUGACAGAGUUGUUGAAGGAGAAUGAGGGCCCAUUCUUCAUGGGCUCGCAGGUCACGUAUGCCGACUUUGAAUGGGUGGCUCUUUUGGUGUUCUUCAAGAGAGUCGAUGAGGCCAUCUUCACAGAAGUCAUGAAGAGAACAGGUGACGAGGCUGUUCAUAAUUUGUUAUUGGACGCUUGUGCACCAUGGUUGAAGAGAAACGAUUAUUGA